AGACAAAUCUUUGGAAGCGGUGGUAUCACGUGAUAAUACGAAAGCAAUAGUAAUAGGAUUAUUGAAAUCAAAAUUGCUCGAAUUUCGGUGACUUUCGUUUUUAGACGCACGACUCCUAAUUUUCCGCGUAAGCUGGAUGUUCAGACACCUUGGCCUGCUGACCGAGCUGACAGUCUCCUGCGUGCAUCGUGCCCUGGUGCCUCCACUCCUCACCCUUGGAGUCAGCCAUCGGUGUCCAGGGUUUCGGCUAAUGGCGUCUGAGGCUACCCAGGUGGCGGGUCCUGCUGUCCUCACGGCUGUGGAGGGUGGGGAGAGUGCCGGUGGGAGUCAGAGUGAAGUGCAGCAGUCUGGGGCAGCUGUGUGCGAGCAGAGAGGUGCGGAGACAGGUGGUGUUACAUUGCCGCCCGCUGGCCCUGCCUCAAGUGCCGGUACGCGGGAUGGUGGGACCAGUAGUGCUCUGGUCAAACACGGGAUGCAGCAGGAGGUCGGCAACUGCGAGACGCCUGAAGAACCGGCCGACUCCGAGACGCCUGCGGGACCGGCCGGCGCGGGUUCUGCCAGUGAACCACCCGCUGAGGAGACAGUCUCAACGACUCCAAAGUCCACGGACCAGGAGCUGGUUAACGGCCUGGUCCUGGACAAACGGAAACGGGAUGACGACGAUGAGUCGCCCGAGCUGAAAAAGGUGAAGCUAGACCCCCGGCUUGCUUGUCUACUGCAGGCCAAACUCGAGACGAAGGCCCUGAAAGCCAAACGUCCCGGGUUCACCGAUGAACGCUACACGGAGACGUCGUACUGGUUUGAGAACGGUCUACGGAAGGUCUACCCGUACUACUUCACUUUCACCACGUUCACCAAAGGCCGCUGGGUGGGGGAGAAGAUCCUGGACGUGUUUGCACGCGAGUUCCGCGCUCACCCGGCCGAGGAAUACGAGCGCUGUAUCCGCGCCGGCACGCUGACCGUCAACUAUCAGAAGGUGGACGUGGAUCACCGGCUGCGGCACAACGACCUGCUGGCCAACGUGGUGCACCGACACGAGGUGCCGAUCACGGCCGAUCCCGUGCCUCUCGUUCACAUGGACGACGAUAUCGUUGUUGUCGACAAGCCCUCCUCCAUACCGGUUCACCCGUGCGGCCGGUACCGCCAUAACACGGUGGUGUUCAUUCUGGCCAAGGAGCACGGCCUGAAGAACCUGCGGACCAUCCACCGCCUCGACCGGCUGACCAGCGGUCUGCUCAUGUUCGGGCGCACCCCGGCAAAGGCGCGCGACAUGGAGCAGCAGAUCCGGACGCGCCAGGUCACCAAGGAGUACGUGUGCCGCGUGGAGGGCGAGUUCCCCAGUGAGCCGAUCUCGUGUAAGGAGCCGAUCGAGGUGGUCAGCUACAAGAUCGGCGUCUGCAAGGUCUCUCCCAAGGGCAAGGAGUGUCUGACGGAGUUCACGCGGCUCAACUACAACGGCCGCAGCUCGGUGGUCGUGUGUCGGCCGCAGACGGGCCGCAUGCACCAGAUCCGGGUCCACCUGCAGUACCUAGGUUAUCCGAUCAUCAACGACCCCCUGUACAACCACACCGUGUUCGGGCCGGGCAAGGGCAAGGGCGGCACCAUCGAGAAGUCGGACGAACAGCUCAUCCAGGACCUGAUCGCCAUCCACAACGCCGAAAACUGGCUCGGCAUGGACGGAGACGUCGAGCUCAGCAUGUUCAAACCCAAGGAGGCCGGCGAGAUGGUUCCACCAGUGCCCGCCAGGUGUCGGGACGGCUCGCCCGCCACGGCCAGUCCCGGCCCCUCCGAGACAGCCGGUCAGCCCGCCGCGCCGGCGUCAGCCGUCCCUCAGACCCAGCGCCAGACGGGCGGUAGCGAAGCCGGCGCCCCCAUUGCUGCUGCGGCGGAGCCCGGCGCCCGGGACGGCGAGACGCCUCCGGCGGCCGGCGCGGCCGGCGCGGGCGGGGGCGGGGGCGGGGGCGGCACGUUCCGCCCAGAACUGAUGGUGGCCGACCCGCACUGCUACGAGUGCAAGGUCCGCUACCGCGACCCCAAGCCCAGCGAUCUGGUCAUGUACCUGCACGCGCUCAAGUAUGCGGGUCCCGGCUGGCAGUAUGAGACCAAGAUGCCCGACUGGGCGGCCGAGGACUGGCGCGACCCAGACGGCAAGGCUUGAGGGGCGCCAACGUCCGGACGGCAAGGCCUGGGGGGCGCCCCGUUCCAGACAGCUGAGCCUGAGGGGUCCGCCCCGCCGCCGGCCUCCCUGUCGUCAUAUCACCGGGCGCUGUCGGUCCGGCAGUGACCGGGCCGCCCUCUGGAGUUCUUCCGAGCGCCGAGAGUUCGGCAGUGCGGCGGCUAAGGCCGGCGGCAAACAGUCUUUCCAUCGGUCGGGCGCCGCCUGACCCAGACUGUAGUGUAGAGACGGGCGGGUCCGCGGGCCGCACGGCCGGCGCUGCGCCUACUUCCGUGCUGGAGGCCGCUGCUUGGCCUGCUGUGCAGACUCGAAUCAAAAGACAAGUGUCUGGGCGGGCCCGGGCCGCGCGCCGCCUGUGUCGGUGACUGGCGGGUGACUCUGUGUCAGCGGCUGGCCAGCCGGCUGGUCAAACGGGGGUGUUUGUAGCUAGUGGUACUAUGUGCGGCCCAGUGCCUCAAUGUCUUCGCCUCGGCGCCGAACGAUGGAGCCGAUGUUAUAAGUCAUAUCCCGCGGGCGGACAUCAUAUGGCAGCCUGCCUGUGGACAUAUGGCAGCCCUGAAUAUAGUGCCGCGACCGGUGCAAAGUGUCACUCGCUAGUGUCACGAGUUUUCAGUGUAACUCGGCAAAACUGGCGCAGCCCAGACGCGCUACAAGGAUGGACUGUCUUUGUAAACUUUCACACCUCUUCCCAUGAUGUGCUAGGAGAUGAUUUCGUUUCCGGAUGUCUAUGUCGCGACUAACGCGCUGCUGUGACGGCGGGCAGCCUCUUCCGUCGGCGCGCCGCGGUGCUGACCGGCGUGACUCGCGCGCUCUGUCCGCGGCCGUGACGUCACGCUGACGUCACGGCCGCCGUGCCUUGUGAGUUGGCGGCGCGGCCGUGCCUGCGGGCGCGGCCGUUCGCCAGUGCCUUGGUCUUACCUCAGUCUCCCGGCGCUGCGGCGCGCUCUGCGGGCGCCGCGGCCGCCGGGCGCGGAGCCGCGGGCGCCCCCUACCGGCCGAAUGUCAGCGCGCGAGGGCUGGUCUGUCUGUUGGUAUGUUUGCUUUGAGUUUGUUGACUGCGAAUGUGUCUGGCUGAGCCGAGUAUCGAGCUGUAAGAACUGAAACAUGACCGGAUGCUUUCCGUCCGCUUUUUAGACUCAAAUUGUGUCCGGAAAACCACGCACAUCCUUUCAACACGCUGCAGACACCGCCAAGCGUACAACUGAGUGUAAGGUGGCGUGUGAAUGCUGUAAAAUUGCGAGUUGGACGGAUGUGUCCUGUGACGCCGAACAAUCACCGAUGGAUUCGCUGCUCGCCCCGUGCUGCCAUGAACUGACGCACGUGUGAGGACAUGGUUGUCUCAGUGAGAGCGGGGAUGCGUGUGUGCUGUCGACAGGCGAUAUCCGUCAGCGUGAGCGAGUGCCGGAGGGCGGUGGGUGUGUCGCUCUGCUACUCAGUCUCCCGAUCAGCCGAGGCUGGCCGCAAUAUGUUGACGUUUGAACAAUAAAAUGACCUUCCGA
This is a messenger RNA of Amphibalanus amphitrite, 3675 nucleotides long. Its product is annotated as RNA pseudouridylate synthase domain-containing protein 2-like. The coding region runs from base 137 to 2158 and encodes 673 amino acids. Gene Ontology annotation, molecular function: pseudouridine synthase activity; RNA binding. The transcript is spliced from 14 exons. The record is from RefSeq and is a predicted model, not a curated record. NCBI's taxonomy places the organism in Eukaryota, Metazoa, Arthropoda, Thecostraca, Balanomorpha, Balanidae. Gene Ontology annotation, biological process: pseudouridine synthesis.